ACAUUAGAGCGUAUAAAUAUGCCGACAAAUUGCGACUAUUAAUCAUUCGACCCAUAGAUUCCAUCGAUAACACAAUUAGCUUUGGAAAUCUAUACUAAAAUGAAACUCUUCAUUGCGUGCAUGUUUAUUGCCGCAGCGACGGCUGCAGUGAUUCCUGUCGAACAAGCCAGGCACCGUCGCGAUGUCUCUGAGAUCGUGAAUGAGUAUAUUCCACCACUUGGGGAAGUUGCGGCCGAUGUUCCCGUCGAGGAUAUCGCCCAAGACCCCRCUGCUGUUGGAGAGGAUGGAUACCGUUACAAGACAGUUCGCCGCCUGAAGUACCGCCAACGUCGUGAUGUCAACGAAAUUGCCAAUGAGUACCUCCCUCCAUCUGAAGAGGCCGUUACUGAAAUUGCAGUCGAAGAACCCGCCCAGGAUACCGCUGUUCUUGGUGAUGAUGGUUAUCAAUACAAGACUGUCCGUCGUCUGAAGUACCGUCAACGUCGUGAUGUUUCCGAGAUCGCCAACGAAUACUUGCCUCCCGCAGAAGAAGUUGCUACCGAGCAAUACAAGACUGUCCGUCGUCUGAAGUACCGUCAACGUCGUGAUGUUUCCGAGAUCGCCAACGAAUACUUGCCUCCCGCGGAAGAAGUUGCCACUGAGGUCCCAGUUGAGGAAGUCGAGCCCGCUCAGGAUUCUGCUAUUCUCGCUGCUGAUGGAUACCAAUACAAGACUGUACGUCGCUUGAAACUGCGUCAUCGUCGUGCCUUGUAAGCGCGCCAGCUGCUACCUGCCUGUAUACGAUUAGAGCCUUUACACCGCCCACCAACUCCACCUACUAGGUCGUAAGUAAGAAUCCUAUUUUGCCAUUGUUUAACGAUUGAAAUCAACAAAAUAAAUCCAAACGAAAAUUGUUAUAAUAUA
Molecule: messenger RNA, 903 nt
Organism: Drosophila arizonae
Lineage: Eukaryota; Metazoa; Arthropoda; Insecta; Diptera; Drosophilidae
Biological process (GO): negative regulation of protein sumoylation
Molecular function (GO): calcium ion binding
Source: RefSeq, a predicted model, not a curated record